AGAGCGAGAGAAAGGACUAGAAAUCCCAAACCCAUUUUCUUUCUCUUUGCUUUCUUCAAUUCCUUCACAUUCUCCGUCAUUCUUUUGUUUCCUUUUGAAGCUUUUUCUCAGAUUGACGGUGUUUAUACAUUCAUUCGUUUUCUUUUCCUUUGAGAAUUCAGCUAGACUUUUUUUCACUCAUAGCUAAGAAUUUUGUAUUAUUCUCCUUAAGAUUAAACUUUCUUUACGAGUUUUGGGUUAAUAUAUAAUAACAUUUGAAUCCAAGUCUGGCCCCACCAUCGGCUUGGUGUUUUUUCUUAUGAAUUUCUUGAAGCCAGAAAAUGGCAACUGAACCAGCUUUAACAUUCUCUUUGGCUUCUGUGGUUCAAGAGGUUCUUCAACAGCAUGCUAGUCGUUUGGACGCAAACUCGGCAUCGAGAAAAACUGAAGAAACCUCCUUGAGAAGGUAUGAAGCAGCUGGUUGGCUACGGAAAACAGUUGGAGUUGUUCGAGGGAAAGACUUGCCAGCUGAGCCUUCCGAAGGAGACUUCAGGAUUGGAUUGCGUAGUGGGAUUAUCCUAUGUAGUGUUCUUAACAAAAUUCAACCUGGAACAGUGAAGGUACUUGAAAAACCUAGCGAUUCUGUUAUUGUUCCUGAUGGAGGAACAUCUACAUACCAGUACCAAGAAAAUAUAAAGAAUUUUCUUGUGGCUAUGGAGGACAUGGGGCUUCCUACCUUCGGAGUUUCUGAUUUGGAACAGGGAGGAAACUCUGAGAGGGUAGUGAAUUGCGUUCUAGAGCUAAAGUCUUAUGCCGAACGAAAAGUUGGAGGAGGAAGUGGUUCUGGGAAAUAUAGUGGGGUUGCGAAUGCAAAGCCACCUAUGUCUGGGAAACCAAUUACGAGGAAAAACUCAGAACCAUUCAUGAAGUGUAUGAUUACUGUGCCAUCAGGGGAUAGAGAUGGUGGUUAUAUGAGUGAUCCCGGGCAAGAUCGAAGCGAAAGGGCUUCUUUUUCCUUAAAUUCAAUGGUGCGUCAAUAUUUGUCCGACAAAAAUCCAGAAGAAAUUCUCUCUGCAGUGGAAUCCUUGCUUAGCAAAGUCAUGGAGGAAUGUGAACAUCACAUGCAAAUCCGAUGUAAAAUGUAUAAAACAACUGGGGAAGAUAAAGCACCCUCUGAAACUGUAUGUUCAAUUUUAGAAGCUGCUUCUAUUAAUGAAAUGGUGAAAGAAACGGAAGAUGAACCCGCUGUAGAAGAAGAGCAUGAUGAUCUACAAGAUAAAAAUGAUGUAAAAGAUGAACAAGAUGUACGAGAUGAACAGAAUGUAAAAGUUGAGCGUGACAUUCAAGAUGAACACAAGGAACAAAAUAAACGAGAGGAAAUUUAUGAAAAGAUGUGCAAUGAACACGAAAAAAGAGAACAUGAAAAAUCAAUCCACAAAAUUUCGAUUUCGAAGCAGCAAAAUAUAGUUGCGCGACAAAAUAGAAGCAUCCAGGAAUUGAAAAACAUUGUCCAUCAAACAAAACUAGGAAUGCAAUUGAUGCAAAGUGAACACCAGAAGGAGAUCAUUAAUCUAAGCAAGCACCUAUACAGCCUAACCUGUGCUGCUUCGGGAUACCAUAAAGUUCUUGAAGAAAACCGCAAGUUGUAUAAUGUUGUGCAAGACCUGAAAGGAAAUAUUAGGGUAUACUGUAGAGUCCGACCAUUCUUGGGUGGUCAACCAAGCCAUUAUAGCUCUGUCGGUAACGUGGAAGAUGGAAGUAUCUCAAUCAUAACACCUUCCAAAUACGGUAAAGAGGGGAAGAAGACAUUUAAUUUCAAUAGAGCAUUUGGUCCUUCAGCAACCCAAGGAGAAGUUUUUGCCGACACACAACCUCUUAUUCGUUCUGUUUUGGACGGUUAUAAUGUCUGCAUAUUUGCCUAUGGCCAGACGGGAUCAGGAAAAACAUUCACUAUGUCUGGGCCAGAUGAACUUAACGAUGAGACCAUAGGUGUCAACUAUCGUGCACUAGGAGACCUUUUCUAUCUCUCCGACCAAAGAAAAGAUACAAUUUCUUAUGAAAUCUCUGUUCAGAUGCUUGAGAUUUACAACGAGCAAGUUAGGGACCUACUUACGCCCGAUGCCGCUAAUAAAAGGUUAGACAUCCGCAAUAGUUCCCUUAAUGGCAUCAACGUUCCAGAUGCUAACCUUGUUCGGGUUUCAUGCACUUCUGAUGUCAUAAGUUUGAUGAACUUGGGACAUAAGAAUCGUGCUGUUGGUUCUACUGCCAUGAAUGAUCGUAGUAGUCGCUCUCACAGUUGUCUUACAGUUCAUGUUCAAGGAAAGAACUUGACAUCAGGAGGCACAGUUCGUGGUUCCAUGCAUCUGGUUGAUCUGGCAGGAAGUGAAAGGGCUGAUAAAACUGAGGCUACAGGGGAUAGACUCAAGGAGGCUCAACAUAUCAACAAGUCACUUUCUGCACUGGGAGAUGUAAUUUCUGCACUUGCUCAAAAGAGUCCACAUGUUCCCUACAGGAACAGCAAACUUACUCAGCUACUUCAAGAUUCUCUUGGAGGGCAAGCAAAGACUCUCAUGUUUGUUCAUAUAAGUCCGGAGGCUGAAGCUCUUGGAGAAACACUUAGCACACUCAAGUUCGCUGAACGAGUCUCCACUGUCGAACUCGGUGCAGCGAGAGUUAAUAAAGACAGUUCAGAUGUGAAAGAGCUUAAAGAACAGAUUGCUAGUUUGAAGGCAGCCUUAGCGAGAAAGGAAGGAGAAGCAGAACAGUUUAAUAAUGGUGGCAAUGAAACACCUAAGCAUAAAUCAUAUGCAUCUUCUCCUCCUGUGACAAGGCCUUCGAGUGGUGGAUCUCGUAAGCUAUCAAAGGAUGAUUCUAGUAGCCUGGAUGAUCAGAAACAUGUUGCAUCAACGUUGAAAAGUCAAAGCAUAGAUCUCCAUGACAUGGGUGCCAAUUCACCUCAAUGGCAACCUGUUACAAGUGAAAGAAAGGAGGAAGAUAAAGAAUCAAUUUCUGGAGAUUGGGGUGAUAACAAGAUUUCCAUGAACAGAAACGACAGCAUAACUAGUGAUGAUAGUGUUGUGGGAGCGUGGGAAGUAGAAAGCAAACAAUCUUCUCCGAGGUUAAGUCCCACUUUUCUCUCAGAGCCUUCUAAAAUAUCCCUAGACAACUCCUCUCAUAAAAAGGACAACCAAGACAAUGAAGAAUUACAGAGACCCAGUUUUGAUAUGACUACCACAGAUGAAUCAGAUGAACACGAGAUUGCUACUGUAACUAGUGAUUCUUCUGAGUCAGACUUGCAUUGGCCACCACAAAUACCUAAACCAAUCACCAUUUCCAGUGGAUUAGGCAUUAAAGCGAAGAAAAAAACUAAUCUCAGAUCAAUAAAGAACUCAGACAGCAGGAGUAUGAUCCCAUCAUUCAUUCCUGCGCCCGUGCCUGUGAAUGUGCCUGUGCCUGUUCCCGUUUCAUCAAGGAAACAACAACCCAGCCCAGUUACUCAAGGAAGAAAGCUCCCAGGAUCUUCUGAUGUAAGGAGAAGGUUUGGGAACAGUGCCAAGUGAGAAUAUGUUCUUCUAAGCCUUUUCUCAUUCCUUUGAUGACAUUUUUAUGAGCUUAAUCAUCAUUAAAGAUAUACUUAACAUUCAUUUUCUUCUUCUUUAAAUAUUUAUGGCAUCAAAGUGAUCUUCUAAAGAUUUAAGAUACAUGAAUUGGUUUACGUUAUUGUCAUCGACUCUGACAGAGAAAUCAUUUGAAUGUUGCAACUCUUUAGCACUGGACCAAAUUGAUGUAGGUGUAUGUAUAGACAAUUGAACUAUUAGUUUAGUAUUUUCUUUUUUCUUUUUUAUCUCCUUUUGUAUCUGUAAUUUUGUUCAGGAAUUGAGCAGAAGACCUUCUUUCAUUUUACAUUCUGGUAAAAACAUUAAACCAAUUCUUUGAGUUCAUGUAUUUAUUUAGUAUUCAAUGAACCGUUCUCUACAAGGUUAAAUUAUGUAUCCUUGUAUGGAAGUAUAUAAAACUAGACUUGUACAGUGGGACGCAUAGGUAGGAAUACUUUUAUUUUUGUAAUAUUUUAUAAUUUU
Molecule: messenger RNA, 4058 nt
Organism: Vigna unguiculata (cowpea)
Lineage: Eukaryota; Viridiplantae; Streptophyta; Magnoliopsida; Fabales; Fabaceae
Product: kinesin-like protein KIN-14G
Biological process (GO): microtubule-based movement
Cellular component (GO): microtubule cytoskeleton
Molecular function (GO): ATP binding; microtubule motor activity; microtubule binding
Source: RefSeq, a predicted model, not a curated record